This is a messenger RNA of Drosophila ananassae, 1834 nucleotides long. It is a transcript of the gene Pph13, whose product is annotated as retinal homeobox protein Rx1. Bases 509 to 1504 code for a protein of 331 amino acids. Lineage: Eukaryota; Metazoa; Arthropoda; Insecta; Diptera; Drosophilidae. Gene Ontology annotation, molecular function: DNA-binding transcription factor activity, RNA polymerase II-specific; RNA polymerase II transcription regulatory region sequence-specific DNA binding. Gene Ontology annotation, biological process: regulation of transcription by RNA polymerase II. The transcript has 3 exons. The record is from RefSeq and is a predicted model, not a curated record.
CUGGACUCGGAACUCUUCUAGGGCUUCCGACGAUGGGCCGCACGCACUGUCCGCCGUGGAAAUCCUCCUCAGUCAAAUUCGCGUCGCCGAGGCAAGAACAUUGCCGUCCUCACUGUUUGAGAUGCGCGUCCGCCUAGCUUGAGAGUCACACCUUCUAUAAACUUAGUGGAGCUAGAAGAACUGCGGAGGAUGCAGCUGUACCUGGCCGCGAAUCCGUGCUGAGCUCUGAUAUCUGGAACCAAAAGGAAGCACCAUUCAGCCGCGUAGUUCUUCCCGUAAAGCUCUUUUCGAGGUGUCCGUCCAAGUGGAAAAACGAAAAGUAGCAAUACCGCGGAAGCCCUUGAAGUGUCUACGAAAAUCGUUAAAAAAUAGAAAAACACUCGGCGAGUAUGUCACGACGCGCUUGAAGACCCACUGGCAUCGGGGGAGUGAUUGGGAUUGAAAGAUAUCUGGCCCACAGCCCACUACUCUGCUAUUGCUCCCACCAAACUUCAAACUCAGGGUUCGCAUGGACAAAGGCACAAUGAAGCGCAAGCAAAGGAGAUACAGAACGACAUUUAACACGCUGCAACUCCAGGAGCUGGAGAGGGCCUUUCAGCGAACCCACUACCCGGAUGUCUUCUUCCGCGAGGAGCUGGCCGUGCGAAUCGAUCUGACGGAGGCCCGGGUGCAGGUGUGGUUCCAGAAUCGACGGGCCAAGUGGCGGAAGCAGGAGAAGAUCGGCGGAAUUGGGGGAGACUACAAGGAGGGUGCCCUGGAUCUCGACGUAUCCUACGACGAUAGCGCUGUCUUGGGUCAACUGGAUACGGCAUUAGCAGGUGGAACACUUCUGCCCGACACACCACCACAAUCUUCCAACUCUCUGGACAACGAGCUGAAGGCGCCAUACGGCCCCACGUCCAUGUCGCCGUCCAGGCUGUCGCCGAAUAUCUUCCUGAACCUGAACAUCGACCACCUCGGUCUCGAAAGGGGCGGCAAUGGGCUCUCGAUGGAGUGGUCCACCUAUCCCCCCCAAAGUGCAGAGCCACCGCAGUCGGAGCAUCCCCUCCACCAGCAGCACCCGCCUCAGCAGCAGCAUCCCGGGCAGAAUCAGCAUCCGCACCACGACAACAUCCACCAGCAUGCGCAGCAGAAUGCCUUGCAGUCACAGGGAUUGGAGUUUGCCGCCUCCUUGGACCUGGAGCUGCCCGAUGGCUCCUCCGCCUACGACGAGAUGAAGUUCCUCAGCGUCGAUCAGUUCACGAUUGACAGCUUCAAGGCGGACUGCAUCCUCAGUAUGGAACAGCCCCAGAUGCAGUCGUACGUGGACAGUCACGCCCAGCUCGUCAGUUCACCCAGCGAACUGUGCCUCGAGGGCAUCGGGAUGUCCGCCUUCGGAAUUGAGGAUACGGGGCCCAAGACACCUCCCUCCCUCCUAGUGCUGGACAAAUCGCUGCCCUCCCUGAACAUCGGAGUCGAGGGCAUCGCUGACCUAGUGGAUCAACUGCAUCAUCAUCAGGAUUGAGGCCGGCGCGAAGACUCAUCACACUUAGGACAAUUUUUGUAGGCAAUCGUGGGGCAAUUCGGUGCAAUCUUAGUUGUAACUGACGCGGCUUCCACGACACGGAGGUCAGGAGCGUAGGGUGAAAUAGGUCAUGUUGUUGUUUUCCAGUCCAUGUCGAUAGCUUUAGCCGGUUUGGAAUACGAGGAAUCUGGAAACUAAAUGAGCACUAAAAUAUUGUAUCUAAAAUUUUUAAUUUUAGCCUCAAACAGUAGUAGAUUAAGGAUCUUGUGUAUAAAUUAAAAAGUAAUAAUAUUUAAAAACAGUUUGCUUAAAAUAGACAAAUGAGCUAUA